AUGGCGCAACCGAAACGCCUGGAUCAGGAAGAAGAGGUUGGUUUUGGAAGCAUUGAAUUUGUAUGGUUUUCCCUGUUUCUUUGUUAAUCAAAUUAUCAAGAACAAGUAGAAAAUAGAACUUGGAGAAAAGAAAGAACGAAUUUUACAGGUCGUUCCGGCGAUCCGUCACGAAGACGCCGAAUGGAAGAUCAUUCAGCAGAACACGUUCACCAGAUGGGUCAACAACCAUCUCCAGAAGGCCGGAGAGACCAUCGGCAGCCUGGUAAUGUUUGUUUCAUAUUUUAGGAGCAAAUUGAAUUCUUUGCUGAUUUUUGUUCAUUUUUAUUUCAAAAAAUUGCAGGAAACUGAUCUGUCGGACGGACUGAAGCUGAUCGCUCUGGCGCAAGUGCUCUCGCACAAAACGGUCGGAAAGUUCAACAAAAAAGUGAAUUUCCGCUCGCAAAAGCUGGAAAACGUCUCGUUGGCGCUCAACUUCUUUCAAAACGAGGAAAAUAUCAAGAUUAUCAAUAUUGGUACGUAAUUCUGAUAUUUGAACAAAAGAAUACUUUUCUCAUUUUCCCAGUGUUCAAAGGGACUGUUAAUACCAUCAACCGGAAACCAGCGUAUUUUCUAAAGAGUUAAAGUUCAAACGGGAAAAGAUUCUAGCAAUUGUUCCCUGUUUUCCGGUCAUUUCACUCGUUUUUUCGUCCCCGAAAAAGCUCUCCGCAAACGGACAAUACGGUCAACUAUGUGUGUAAUUAUUAUGAGUUCGGGGCCGGCCGGCUGCUCCUGCACACAAAAACAAACAAAAACAUGUUUGACGAACGGAUUCGGCCCGUUUCGAACUCGCUGGACAGUUCUCUCCGAGGAGAAUACGAACUUUUGGAUGUUUAGUAUUUUUGUGGAAAAUUUCCCGAUUUUCUUGAAUUCCUUACUACCAAAUUUGAUUGAUUGCAGACAGUACGCACAUUGUCGACCACAACAAAAAGCUGAUUUUGGGUCUCGUCUGGACUCUCAUCCUCCACUACUCCAUUUCGAUGGGCUGGAUUCAGGAGAAGCGCGACGACGGCGCCCAGGAGGAGACUCCGAAGCAGAAGCUCCUGAACUGGAUCCGCAACCGUCUCCCCGGCAUGCCGAUCUCCAAUUUCACGUCGGAUUGGAACGACGGCGUCGCUCUCGGCGCACUCGUCAACUCGAUGGCUCCCGGAGCACUCGCCGACUGGGAGAACUGGUCGCCGAACGAGGCGCUCGAGAAUACGGAGAAGGCGAUGCGAUCUGCGCAGGAUCUGCUGAAAGUCGCGCCGCUCAUCGCGCCCGCUGAAAUGAUCCAUCCGGAAAUCGACGAAAUGUCCGUCAUGACCUAUCUCUCGCAAUUCCCGGCCUCCAAACCGGUGGUCGUGAAGCCGCGCUGCGAGGCGAUCGUCUCGAAUCUCGACCGAACGCUCCUCGUGAAUGAGCCGCGCGAAAUUGAGCUGCGCUUGUCGAAAGACGGCUACAAACCGAAAAUUUCGAUCAAAGAUGCGGAAAAUCAGGAAAUUCAGCUGGCCAUCAAGAAAGUCGAAGAUCAGGAGCAGACGUUCCGCGUCAAAUUCACACCCACCAAAGUGGGACCGCUGAGUUUCGAGCUCGCCGCCACCGACACGCACACUUUUGAGACGCAGCCGAUUCCGGAUGCCUCGGCCACGUGUCAGGUAGGGAAAUUGAUGAAAAAUAGAGAUUUUUUGAGUGGAAAAAUGCAAAAAUUGGCCGACUUUGGACAAGUGUUGGGAAAGCGGGAAAUCGGGGUUUUUAUGCGCAUUCUUUUGAAUUAUCGAAUUUUGCAUAUCAAAUUUUGACACUGUAACAAAGAAAAACAAACAUUUUGCAGGUGGUGCCUAUCGCUCGUCUCCUGGAAUACCAAAAGGUCGCGAAAGUGGGCGAAGAGGUGAAAUUCACUGUGGUCGACGCUCUCGAAGGUCCGGUGGAGGCGAUCGUCGUCGAUCCGACCGGAAAAGAGCACAGAAUGCCGGUGCUGGAUGGAUCCACGCCCGGAACCCACUCGUUCGAGUACAAAGUGCCAAACAUCGGACUGCAUUCUGUCAAUGUGUUCCACAAAAAACUUCCGCUCACCGGAUCGCCGUUCCCGCUUCGUGCCAAACCCAAAAGUGAGAGUUUUGCCGAUUUUCAAAAAGUUUCAAAAUUUUAGUGUUUUAGCUGAAAUUUUUCAAUUGGUUAGAUAUUCUUAUGAUCCUUCGAAGCGUCAACUUUACCAGAACCACAAGAUGAGUAUUUUCAGACGCGUUCAAAGUGUGGGGGCGUGGUCUGGCUCCGCAGGGAAUUCGCAAAAACGACGUCGUCGGCGUCCAUGUCGAGGCUCUCGAUCCGUCGGAGAACGUGGCGAACGCGAGUCUUUCGAUGGAGGUGCUGCGAGCCGACGGAACGAAUCUGCCGAUCUCGGUGGGCUACGACGAGGAGGCGCAGACGCUCAACUUCGAGUACAAACCGACGGAGGCGCCGGCAGACCUGGAGAUCCAUUUGAAGGUCGCCGGAGAGCCGCUCGAGACUCAUAAAGUCCAUGUAGCUCCAUUGAGCGCCUCGAAAAUCCGCGCAUUCGGUCCGGGACUCGAAGGAGGACUCGUCGACGAGCCGUGCGUUUUCGACGUCGAACUGAACGGCGAGUCGGCGAACCUGUCGUUCGCCGUCGAGGGACCGUCGAAGGCGGAAAUCGGAUGUCAGGAACGGCCCGACGGAUCCGCAGUGCUCUCGUACACGCCGACCGCGCCGGGAGUCUAUAAAGUUGGAGUGCUCGCCGAUGGAGAGCAUAUUCAGGUUGGUUGUUGUUUUUUUAAUCAAUUUUUAACGUUGCUGCUUCAAAAUAUCUUGAAAAUCUCUUUUUUUUUUUUUAUUGACGGACUCGUAGUGGUUAGUUUUCCAUGAACGCGGCAUUUUUCAAACCAGAAUGUUAUUAUUUCACAAGCUUUAGGCAUUGUUAUCUGAAAAUUAUAAAUUCUAGAAAAAUACAGUUUCAACGGUUUUUGAUAGAUUUUGCACAUUUUUUUUGCUUGAUCAUUCUCUCGAGCUUUUAUUAUAGAGGCACUGGACAGAAAGGGCGCGCUGUUAGCAAUCUGGCCGAAUUUCUAGGCCGCGAAGUAAUUUUCCACUGAAAACGUGGCCUAACUUUUCAAACUCGGCCCCGAGGUCGCUUAAUUUGCACUGUAAAAAAAGUUUCUCAACAGAGCGCCAUUUCUGUGCGGUGCCGCUAUAAUACAUAAAAAUUAUGUAUUUCAGGACUCUCCGUUCGUGCUGAAGGUGCUCGAUUCGAUCGCGGGACUGAAACCGUCGGCGACGCGUGUCACCGGAAUCGAUGAGACGAAAACGUACCGAAUCGGCGAGAAGAUUCCGUUCCGAGUGGACACGCGCCUCUGCGGACUCGAUAUCGUGCCGAAAGUCGACAUUCUCGACCCGCACCUCAAUCGAAUUUCGUACGGAGCACGCGAAAUAACUCCCGGCAUUUUCGAGUACAUUCUGAUUCCCGAGCACGCCGUCAAACACAAAAUCGACGUCAGCGUCGGGGGAGUUUCGGUGCCUGGAGCUCCGUUCUCGGUGGGUUCUGAAGCGCAUGGAAAAAUUCGAAUUUCUCCGAUUUCUAUCUAGGAAUGUAGUCUUAGGAAGCACUCAUAAACAUUUCUGAAGAUCAUAAUUUUUUAAAUUCCCUUCAGAUCAAAGUGGCGGAAGCUGUGGACGCUUCGAAACUGCGCAUCUACGGACCAGGAGUCGAAGGACCGGUCUACUCGAAAGAGCCGACCAGAUUCACGAUCGACGCCACCCAGGCGGGUCCGGGAGCCGUCGAAGUCGCUUUGGCCGACGAUCACGGAGAAAAAGUCGAUUUGGAUGUGUUGGACAAUCAGGACGGAUCGUUCACGGUCAAAUACACGGCUCAGAGACCUGGAGCUUAUCAGGUUUGCUAAAAUUCUCGAUUCUUCGAGGAAAAAUUGAUUGCUUUUAUGAUUUUUUCGCAUUUUUCAGCUGAACGUUGUGUUCGCCGGCGAGGAAAUCUCUCCGAUCGAGAUCAACGUGAAGCCGAACGUGGAUGUGUCCGGAAUUCGUGUCGACGGACUUGAAAACGGUAAUUUCGGAGUGAAUUGCGAUUUUUCGAUGAUAUCGCAUGAAUAACACUUGGUUUCCACUAACAGUAUGAUUUUCCAUUAAUUAUCUUUUUUUUUUUUGCAUUUUUCAUGCGUUUGUUACUAAAUCUGAAGCGAUUUUCAAUUUUUAACCGUUUGACAACAACUGAUGAUGAUGAUGAUGAUGAUGACGUGGACUUGAAAUAUUGACGGAAUGUGUGGUAAUUUGAUAUUUCAUGCAUAAUUUGCAGCGGUGGUUACGGUGAACGUCGAAAAAGAGAUUCACGUCUUCACGACAGACGGAGAAAACACGCGAAUUGUGAUCACGUCGCCCUCGGGACGAGUCGUCGAGGCAAUCAUCGAAUCGACGCCCACCGGAUUCCGGGUUCGAUUCACACCGUCCGAAGUGGGAAACUACACGAUCGACGUGACCUAUCAGGACAUUCCUAUCGAAAAAUCGCCGUUCACUCUGCAAUCCGUGGAGCCGGAGACUGAUUUUGAAGCUCCCAGCGGUUCGACGCUCGCAGAAGCCGAAUACGUCGUUUUCGGCUCGGGACCACCUCGCGCUGAUCUUGUUACCGUGUCCGGGCCGGGAUUGGGACCUCUGGUUGCUCAGCGGAGCACCUAUGUGCUCAUUGACACGACGAACGCGGGAUUCGGAGACAUUGACGUCUAUGUGGACGGUCCGACGAAGACGCCGUUGCACUGUGUCGACAAUCAGGAUGGAAUUCUGAAAAUGUGCUUUACACCGAAAACCGCGGGGCUCUACUACCUGCGGGUGAUGUUCGAUAACGAGCACGUGCCGGGCAGUCCGUUCCAGAUUGUCGCGGUCGCCGCGUUGCUCGGAAGCCCUUCGUUGCUCGGCGCGGAUCAGAGGAGCAAAACGGAGAGUCCUUACUCGUCGAUUUCGAGUGGAUCAUCGAGCACACCGAAUCCACCGCCUCAACAAGCGUGUUCAUGACACUUUUCUGGCUGGCCGAGAUGAACUGUUUACGGUUUCAUGUACUCCCACACAUCUGAUAGAUCUCAAUUUUCACUCCUUUAUCGCCAAAUCUAUCUCUACCAAGCUUACUUGAUUUCUUUACGUUUUUCCCUAAAAUCUCUUGCCUACAAUACAAAUAUUGAAAAAAACAAUAAAGUUUUUGUACGUUUUGUUUGUUUCUACUACAAAAUUCUAAUUUGGGAUUUUUCGAUCUCAAUUUGUUCCAAUAUCAUGCAAAUGAGUUUCCAGACAAUGUGCUCAUCGGCUCUCGUCUUCGUCCGAAAAUCGACGUUGCUCACCUGGAGCCAAAAUCGAAAGGACUCCAACUCUUGGACGAUUUCAACGGAAAAUUGUACAAUAUUCCGCUGAAGAUAAGCGCUGACGGCACGUACACCAGCGAUACGCCGCUUCUGAAUCCGGGAAAACAUCAGCUCAAGGUUAGGCCGUUUCUCGUUUUUUUUAAAUUAGAAACAGGGGCAGGCGCGCAACUGUAAUUCUAGUACUGAACCCCGUGUCGCGACAAGCCUGCGGAAACUAUUGUAGUUGUAGACAACGAUUUUAUACCUAUUUUUGACCAUCAACUUUAUUUCAUCUACUUGGCGGCAAAUUUCACUUUUCUCAUCAUUUGUCAUCACUUUUCGGGCCAGGUGAUCGCAGUCAUUCUUUUCGGGCCAGGUGAUCGCAGUCAUUCUAAUCGACAUCUCUGUUUGAAGAAAUUUGCCAAUUGAAAAUUGUUUCUCUACUGUUGCUCAUCCAUCAUUUUUCGGACCAUUCAUUCUAGUCGACAUCUCUCUCUGUUUUGCCAAUUAUUUUGGGUAAUUAUGUAAAUUCUAUGACGCGCAACUGUUUCGUUGUUGUUGUUUGUUGUUUCGCGCCCGCAUCUCUGCUCUUUCCCACGCUAAUCGCAAAAUGUUUCGAGAAAAGAACACGAAUCAAAAUUGCAGUUGCUGUUCGACGAGGUGCCAGUGAAAGAAGCGAUUGUUGAGGUGAAAAAGGGUACGGACGUGAGCAAAUGCCGUGCCUACGGACCAGGACUCGAGGAGGCGGUCGUCGGAGAAAAGGCCAAGUUCGAACUGGAUUUGGAUGUGCGUUAUUCAAAACUCUAGAGUUUUUGUAGAUGUUUGGGAAAACGGGUGACUUUAAGGAGGAAAGGAUUAUAAUUUUGAAACAGUAUUUCUCGAAUCAUCUAAAUUUUAAGGGUGCCGGCGAAGGAGCCGUGAGUAUGGAGAUGCGCGGUCCGGCGAAGACCGAAUCGCGAAUUCAGGACCACGGAAACGGGAAGUGUUCGGUGGAAUAUGUGGCGAAGACGCCGGGCGAGUACGAAAUGGCCAUCAAGUUCGGAAAGAACGAAUUCAAGGAUCAUGUCAAAGGUACGGACAAUUAUUAAAUUUUCCGAUGAAUUUCUACGUUUUUCCCCGGAGAAAUACAUAGAAAGCCAAGAUUUAUGCCAACUUUCUCGCUUAGGAAGUCCAUUCAAAGCUGUUGUGGACUACAAAAAGGAUCCGUCGGCGGUGAGCGUGCAGGGACUCGAAAAUCCGAUUUGCCGCGUCAAUCAGCCGAUCAAUUUCGUGAUCGACGCGUCGAAGACCAAGGAUUUGCCGGUCACCGUCAGAAUUCAGCCAGGUAAUCAUUUUUUGAGUUUACCUACAUUUUCCUGCACAUUUUCUAGUAAAAUUCGGAAAGAGAGAGAGAGAACAAUUGGAACCUAAUUUUUUAACAAGAAGAUGUUCGGUUACAGCAAUUUGUUCUAAACAUUUCGUUAUGUGAUGACAAUGAGUAGAAAUUUUGGAAACAAUUCUGAAAUUUGUUUUUGCAGAACACGCACAACUUCAACCGGUUCUGACAAAGUCGGCGGCUAAUCCGCGCGUCUACAAUGCUAGAUUCGUUCCGAGCGGCGAAGCGGGCGUCUCUGUGCCGUUGGAGAUUCUCUACGACGGAGAACUCGUCGGCGGUGUCGUCCGUGCGCUUAAACUGCACCCGGAGACCGAACCGCAGAAGCUCAAGAUUCGUAUGUUUCUUAUUAUAUGAUUAAAUGACUGUUUCAGCAAAAAUUGUUGUUUUUUUCGAUCAGAAAUUGAAUCGUUUUUUAUUCCAAAGAAAUUUAUGAUUAAAUGACUGUUUUAGCAAAAAAAAUUUGUUUUUUCGAGCAGAAAUUUAAUAGUUUCUUAUUCAACGUUUGAAAUAAAUUUUUUUUUUUGCAGUUCACGAAAAGAAGAAGGAGCAACUGUCGACACCGGCGUCGCAAGAAGGGCACGUGCCGAUCGACGUGCGCGAGUGCGGCCACGUGAAAGAGAUCGAGGCGAAAGUGAUGGGUCCGGACGGAAACGAACGCAUGAACCACAUCCGCUCGACCGAACUGCCCGGCAUAUUCGACGUUUCGUUCCCGACGGACAUGGCCGGACAGUAUACCGUCGUCUUUUUCGUGAACGGAGAGGAGGUGAAGCAGAGAGUGCCGGUGAACGCCGAGAAGGUCGGCAAGAAGGACGACGUCGUCAAGAGCGGCAAGUUUUGGACAGAAAUUUGAAAAAAAGAUGUUGGGAACAUUUUCGGCUCGGCAAUCAUUUUCAUAGUAAUUCUAGCACUGAAACCCGUGUCGUGACAAGCCUGCGGAAACUCUGUUGUAGUUGUAGACACACAAAGAGUUUGUUAUACCUAUUUUGGUCUUCAACUUUAUUUCAUCUACAUACUUGGCGGCAAAUUUCAAUUUUUUCACCAUUUGUCGUCAUUUUUUGGGCCAGGUGAUCACAGUCAUUUAUUCUAAUCGCAUACAUGUUUCGAAAGGUGCCCCGGCAGCAUGGGUGUUUAGGAAAAAAAUUUUCCCCACCCGCUAGGGUGGGGAAAAUUCUUUUCGCAGUUGUUUUUGAAGACGGCUGGAUAAUGGGAGUAAAAGAGAUGAGUAUUGUUAUUGAUGGAUCAAUUGGGACGGAAAAGGGCUGUAUAAUUGAUUAUCCACGCUGGAAAUUGCAUAAAUAAAAAGUGAAGUGAAAAAAGUAAUGUACUCACGCGGUUCGUCGCCUGUGGUCACGUAAAUCGAGGAAAACUUUGUAUUCGUUGAAGUCCCAGCGUGGAAAAGAUGAGAGACGUGUGGAGAAUGAAAUUCUGCGUUGAUUAAAAAAAAAAACGGUUGAAAAGCGUCCACUUACAACCGAGAUAAUGUAAAUGUGCCGUUUGCACUACGGCCGCAUCUGUUUUCUGAUGAAAAGCACAUUUAGUAUAAAUCAGUCAAAUCCAAGUUUCCAGCGUGGAGAAUGAAGCAGGAUUCUAAGAGGACCUGAAAUACCCCAUUUAUACGUUUUUAGCCACCCAUGACCAGUUUGAGCCCACUUCCGGCCACCUACCCUCCAAACUGCGGGAGCGGUGGUAUCCCGUAGCAUGGGGGGAGGCACUCGCAGGCUUGUCUUCGCGGAGAGAGAGUUGCGUUUUCGCGAGCAUACUGGCCGACUGGUUAGCAUUGCAGACCAUCAAGUUUCUGUUCUUAGGUUCGAAUUCUCGCCUCACCGAACCUUUUUGCUUUCUUUAACAACGGUCGGGAAGGGGUGAAACUUACUUAGAAGAUCUUCCACUGACCCAAGGUUGUCAAACGUGCUUUGAAUCAUCAGUCUGAUAGCUUUCUUGUCGGCGAUGGACAACCUUGGGUCAGUGGAAGAUCUUCUAAGUAAGUUUCACCCCUUCCCGACCGUUGUUAAAGAAAGCAAAAAGGUUCGGUGAGGCGAGAAUUCGAACCUAAGAACAGAAACUUGAUGGUCUGCAAUGCUAACCAGUCGGCCAGUAUGCUCGCGAAAACGCAACUCUCUCUCCGCGAAGACAAGCCUGCGAGUGCCUCCCCCCAUGCUACGGGAUACCACCGCUCCCGCAGUUUGGAGGGUAGGUGGCCGGAAGUGGGCUCAAACUGGUCAUGGGUGGCUAAAAACGUAUAAAUGGGGUAUUUCAGGUCCUCUUAGAAUCCUGCUUCAUUCUCCACGCUGGAAACUUGGAUUUGACUGAUUUAUACUAAAUGUGCUUUUCAUCAGAAAACAGAUGCGGCCGUAGUGCAAACGGCACAUUUACAUUAUCUCGGUUGUAAGUGGACGCUUUUUGACGGUUUUUUUAAUCAACGCAGAAUUUCAUUCUCCACACGUCUCUCAUCUUUUCCACGCUGGAACUUUUCGUACGCCUUUUUUAAAUACACUAUUCGACAAAUUUCGCAUUUCCUCGGCACAUUUACAUUAUCUCGGUUGUAAGUGGACGCUUUUCAACCGUUUUUUUUUUAAUCAACGCAGAAUUUCAUUCUCCACACGUCUCUCAUCUUUUCCACGCUGGGACUUCAACGAAUACAAAAGGUUUUCCUCGAUUUACGUGACCACAGGCGACGAACCGCGUGAGUACAUUACUUUUUUCACUUCACUUUUUAUUUAUGCAAUUUCCAGCGUGGAUAAUCAAUUAUACAGCCCUUUUCCGUCCCAAUUGAUCCAUCAAUAACAAUACUCAUCUCUUUUACUCCCAUUAUCCAGCCGUCUUCAAAAACAACUGCGGUUCUACCGCGAAAAACUAAUUACUUACAAAUUUCAUUCAAAUUUAGCUCCAAAAUUUUGAUUUCUACCUACCUCCCUUUAAGUCGGGUUACUGUACCUCCAGCGUGGUGUUUUGCGAACUUUGCCCACCCGCUAGGGUGGGCAAAAUUUUUUUUCAGUUUUGGCCCUUUCUUUCCGCAUGUAUGUCUAAUCGACAUCUCUGUUUGAAGAAUUUUGCCAAUCGAAAAUUGUUUGUCUACUGUUGCUCAUCCAGUUAAAAUUGAAAAAAAAAAACAUUUUUAUCUGGAAAAAAUAUUUUCAGACCAUCCACCGUACCCACAAGUGGUCGAAAACGCGGCGACGAACUUGACGUAUCUGCAUCCGAUCGACAACAAGAAAAAGAAGACGCACGCAUCGAUUCGUGUCGUGGCCGCCCGUCCGGACGCCGUCCGUCUCGAGCACGUUCAGGAGAUUGUCGAGCACGGAAACCGCGUCGCCGACCGAAUUCUCUUCACGCCCACCAAGUUGGGCGCCAACAUUUUGGACGUCUACUACGGUGGCGAACACGUCGAUCACGUCGAAUAUGAGGUACUUUCUUGGGAAAUUAUGAGAACAUUUGGGUUGUUUGGGAGCUCAGAAAGCGAGUCUAGUUCGGGACGCUCCGAGCAGGAACUCAUCGUCUUCGUUGUUUCGUCCCCUGCUCACUUCGUGCCAGUAAUCGUGGGUUCAUGAAGAUAUUACGGAUAUGGCUCGAUGAGUUCCUGCUCGGAGCAAUCCACAAGUGCCCGCAUGUAGGGUUGGCAACGAGGCGCCCCACCUAGGCGGGACGCAAAAUGACCUCGAUUUCAGUGCGUCGCUAAUUUUUCGCCAUUUUUGUUGUCUAUUCAUCACACAAAAUAGUUUUUCGGCGUGGAGAAAUGCGAGAAAUGAGUGUAAACAAGAAGAAGAGAACGAGAGAAAGUGGGGGUGGUCAGUAGCAGAAGGCCCUUUUCCCCCUCCCCUCGCUUGCUUUUAUAUUCUGAAGCGAAAUUAGGGAGUGAAAGUGGUCGAGGAGACGCAGACGACUCAACAAACAUGAAAACGGGGCGUAGUGACGGCGUAAAGGACGUCGUACUGCGAAAAAUUGAGACUUUUUGCUUCUUCGGAAUUUUUAACUUUCUGUUCAUAUUCUCUUUAUAAACAAAAACUGAAAUUCUGGAAACUUUCAGAUUUUUCAAAAAUGUUUCAAACUGAAAUUUAUUUCCGAACAAAUGCGUUUAACCAGUUGACGAGAGAGAGAGAGAAAGAGAGAGAGAAAUCGGUGGCAUUUUUAUUUAUUUGCCAAUUCUGUUUGUAGGGGCAACCGGUGGAGGAGUGCUGUUUGUAAUAGUCUCCUAUUGUUAUUGUUCUCUUCUCUUUCCGUCCGUCGAGGUAUUCCCAUCGCCUGUUGCUUCAUUUCGCUUUCUCUCUUUCUCGCCCCAUUUCACCGCCUUUUUCGACCAUUUCGAUGGACUCUUUUCACUUUUCAUUUUGCUAAAAGCAAUUUGUUACAAUAAGCGUCUCUAGAAGUUACCUAGCUUCUUGGCGAGAAAUGUCAUACUUCAGAAAUUCUCCUCAAGCUGUGCAUUUUUCUAAAUUUAUUUCGCACAAAAAUCUUCUAGUUUAGGUUUUCUAGUCAGUUUAGAUUAACUUCCCCCUUCCACCCCAACAACCCAUUUUACACUCAAAAGUUUGACAACAAAGAAGUGUCAUCACUAUCAGCAGUUUCGGGAAGAGAACGUGUGAUUCGUCCGAUCUCCGAUCAUCUGUACCUUUUGUUUUCGGCACGAGAUCCCCUCCCGACGUCAUUCCAUCGUUUUUUCACGUAUUUUCAAGUUUUUUGUGCACAUCACCUGAGCCGUUUGACAUCUGGAAGCACUUUAGUGGUGCGAUCCGUGAACUCGUUUUCGAGUGAAACACCUUGAAAACUAGGGAAAUCUGACGGAUUUUAUGUGAUUUUCGGUUUCGGUUCAAUUAAAAUGAUAAGCGCAUCAUUUUAAUGAUGUGGAACUGUGGAAUCGUUCAGUCCCUCGGGUUUCUUUGGGAUUUCUUCAAGGUUCGGAUGUCAAAAACAAGACGAAGAUUCGAUGCGAUUCGAGAAAAUAACAACUGUCGACUCCAACACAACACUUGUUGUCACUCAGUCACAUUCAUUCAUUAUUUUUGUCCCCCUCCGCCUUCCUAUCUGUCUAUUUUUUUUUGUGCCGCUUGAGAAACGAGAGGAGUGGAGAGGAAAAGAGGAAAUUGUUGUGAUGGAACGAGCCGCUUCGGAUACCUGCUCUCGAUCGGAGAAAGCCUUCUUCUCUCCGAGAAAGAUGCAUCACUUUUGUUUUGGCUCCCUCUUGUAUCACGUAGCCGCUCCGGGCUGAUUUUCUGGAAAUUUCUGGGCGAUUUUUCUACAGGCCUGGGCCUUAGCGAGUUGUCAAAAGUUGCAAAAAAUGGCGUCUCCAGAUUUUAUAUGAAUUUUCAAAUGCGAAUGGUGUAGGACGAAAAAAAGAGCUGCAAGAUUUGUCAUUGAAAAUUCGUAUAAAAUCAGGUAGCACUAUUCUGCAACUUUUUGACAACACGAUCCGAUUCAGCAUGGCUUACUGUAUCACCUUGAAUUAUUUUUCUAUAAUUUUUAACGAAAGCUAUCGUAAUCCCAUGCAACUCGGAAAUUUGCAAAUCCCAAUCAAUUACAAGAGUCUCAUUAGUCGCAUUCGCCAAUUCGACACCUUUCCGAUUGAUUGAUCGGAUCCUCAUCAGUCCGAAUUGUUCUCCGAUCAGAACUUUCCCUUCCACCGCUCGGAGACCUCGAAAGUCACGUAAACUUCCGUCGCGUCACGGGCUCAUCCCGUCGGGAGCUCCGGAGCCCGCCACACACAUAAUAAUGCAUAUCAGCACGUGAUUUCUGAAUCUUCGACCCGGCAGCUGGCCUUGAAUCUAGUCAUUCUCACUAUUUUUCCGGGGUGUUUUUGACCUGAAAAAAUGCUCCAAAUUUGGGAAUUUCUAGAAAAUUCUGAACUUUCGAACUUAUCAGCAAUUUUUCGAAAGCUUUGGAAAUUUUUUAAGCAGUGCUGAAAUAUUGAGAAACAAAUUCCAUUAAGACUAUCAGAAAAAUGAGUUUUAUCGCUUGUUUUUCUUUCUUUCUUUUUUGUAAAUCAAAUCUUUGAUCUCAUUGCGAUCAAAAACAACCGUCUCUGCGUUACCGGAAAAACAUGACACGGACGAUUGGCCGUUUUUUGUGCUUUUUUCUCGAAGAUCUUCUCAAGUUUCAUUGUUUCUCGUAUUCAGGCGGUUGGACAGCUCGAGUACGAGCAAAUUCAAGCAAAGUACGCGAAGCAGGUUGCAGCCGACGAGGACCUCGUCGAAAAGUUUGAAAAGAAGUACCAGGUGAGGGCGACGAAGUUGGAGACAUUUUUUAAAGAAAAGAAUUGCCUAUUUUUUGAAUGUUCGAUCAAAAAAGAACGCAUGGUCUUUUAUAAUAUUUGCUCUCAUUUGUAAUGUCGUGACCUCUAACCGCCCCUUCCUCGCACAGGACGCAUCUUCUUCUGCUGCUCCGGCCGCCACGCGAACUCAGAACAACAACAACAACGGAAAAGAGGAGAGAAUCGCGCCGACGCCGACCGAAAUCGAGCACAAACCGUUGGACGAUUGGACGGACAUUCAGUCGAAAUAUUUCACUGUAAGACGCGCGAUAUUUCGCAGUUUUUUUUUGAGUGAAAGUGUGUGAUAAUUUUGGAAAGAUUGAAUUUUCUUGUCGAGAAACGCCCCUAAAAGAGUGUCAGUUCCAGUUCAACAUUCGUGAUUUGGUGUGCGAUCCGAAAGAGCUUGAAGCCGUCGUGAUGCCGCCCACACAGAAGAAGGAAGUCGCCGAGAUUGUCGACAAUCUUGAUGGUAAUGGUGAAACAUUUCGAAUUUUACAAAAAAUUUGGCCCGAAACGGUGGUCCUACGAUUUUUGUGCACAUUUUUCCUCCAAAAAACGCCCGCGUUUGCAGGAACGAUCCUGGUGAAGUACACGCCGAAAGUGCACGGAUCGCAUGAGCUGUCGAUCCUGCAAAACGGAGCCCAACUGCAGGGAACGCCCAUCAAGUUCUACGUGGACGCCUACGGCGACGGAUGGGCGACCGUCUACGGACCGGGCCUCCAGAACGCCGUCGUCGGCGAACCCGCCACUUUUACCGUGUGCGCCAAGGGAUCGCAAGCCAAAGAGCUCUCUGUGAGCAUUGAGGGACCAGCGAAGAGCCAGAUCAAGAUCCACGACAACAAGGUGAACGAUUUGAACUAUUUUGUAGAAAGAUGCCCGAAAAUAGGCCAUUUUUCUGUGAAUUAACGGGAUUUUGUCAGGAAAUUUGGGAAACUGUUCCGAAAACGCUUUUAGGCAUAAUGUGUCUUUUCUAGAACUUUUUUUCUUUGAACGAAAUCUUGGUUUUUUGCAGGACGGAACUUGCUCGGCCGCCUGGGUGCCACCAGUGCCGGGAGAGUACAAAGUGCACGUGAAACUCGGCGGAAAGGCGGUCCGCGACUCGCCGUUCCGCGUGCUCGUCAUGGGAGAAGGACAGGUAUCUGGGGGUAACUCGGAAAGAGAAAAGUAUCUACGUCGUGAUGUUUGGUAUAUUUCUGCUGAAACUACAAAAUUGUGGAGAAUUUGCAAUAUUUUAUUCCAGGCCUGGGCGGAUUUGCGAUAGAAGCGGAGAAAAAUCAUUUUCUCAGACAGCCAGAAGCGAAUCGCUCGCCCAUGCCUGAUUUCAUUGAAAAAACCUUGAAUUUUCAACAAUGCUCACAAGAAAAUUAUGUGAAUAUUUUCCAGAAACGCUCUCACCUGUCGGUCGGCUCCACUUCGGAAGUGGCGCUUCCGAUCACCCAACAAGAGUUGAAGGGCAUUUCCGCGUCGAUCAAAUCGCCGGCCGGCAUCGAGGAGCCGUGUUUUGUGCGUCUUUUGGACGGCGGCCGACUCGGCGUCUCGUUCACGCCGCGCGAAGCCGGAGAGCACCUGAUUACGGUUAAAAGAGACGGAAAACUGGUGCCGAAGGCGCCGUUCAAGAUCAAAGUGGACAAGUCGCAAGUCGGAGACGCAUCGAAGGUCGAGGUGUCCGGGGCCGGAAAGGCCAAGGCGCUCACUCUUCAGGUACGCUUUUUCAUCGUCUCAAAAUCUGAGAGUUACAGAAAUGAACGCUUUUAUUAAACUAAAGCUACCGACUUUCUCCAUUAAUUUACACAUUUAUCGACGAAAAUUGCAGGCGAACGAAUUGCUCGUGGACACGUCGAAGGCCGGCUACGGAGGACUCUCCGUCUCGGUUCAGGGACCGUCCAAGGCGGAAUUGACGUGCAAAGAGGUGAAAUCGGGACUGAUCAAGGUGCUCUACACGCCCACCGAGCCGGGAGUCUACGCCAUCGCCAUCAAGUUCGCCGAUCAUCACGUCAAGGGUGAGCGGGUGUGGAAAAGUUGGGAAAACUAGAAUCUUGGGUUCAAUGCAUCGAUGUUUUCAACAAAAAGUAAUACUCUAUUACCGUUUCAUAAAGUUUUCAGAUUAAAAGUUUAGUUAUUCGCAACGGUUCAUCCCGAACAAUAAAAUGUUGCAGACUCUCCGCUGACUGUGCAGUGCACCGGAAAAUCGGCUGGCCGCGUCAUUCAAACGAUCCAAAAGGGCGUCGAACAACACGGAAUCUCGCUGCCCGACCAGGAAUCACUGAUGUUCCUGAAGCUGCCGAACACGUCGCCGAUGGACAUUUCGGCGCGUCUGAUGGACCCGAAAGGGCACACGGACGACAUUGAAAUGCGCGACCUCGGACAGCAGUUCUAUCAGCUCAAGUUCACGCCGAAGCUGGAGGGCAUCCACACGCUGUCGGUCAUGUACAAGGACGCUCACGUCAACGGAUCGCCCUUCCAGUUCACCGUCGGAUCGUUCUCCGAGGGCGGAGCUCAUAAGGUACACAAAUUGGGGGAGAAAGUGGAACCUUUUUUCCUAGUCGAAUUACCUUCGUUCUGGGAUUCAAAAUGCCAUCGUUUUUUCAUGAAAAUUAGUUUAACUGGUAACAUAUUAAAAUUUAAUUUCCGUUUAGGUGCGCGCGGCAGGACAAGGAGUGAUCCGCGGCGAGACGGGCACUCCGAACGCGUUCAACGUGUACCACCGCGAGGCGGGCGCCGGAAACCUGGUCGUUUCGGUUGAAGGACCGUCGAAGGCGACGCUGGAGUUCAAGGAGCACAAGGACGGCAAUUGCCACGUCGACUACAAGGUGCUUACCCCCGGAGAGUACAUUGUGGCCAUCAAAUUCAACGACCAGCACAUUCCCGACUCGCCGUUCAAGGUGUUCGUCGCGCCGGCGACCGGAGAGGUGCGCAAGCUCGAGCUGGCCCAAUUCCACGACCAGGGCAUUCCGGCCGGCAAGGCGUUCACGUUCACCGUGCUCACGCACCGCGCCAAGGGACAUCUGGAGGCGAAGGUCGUCGCGCCGAACAACGAGGUCGACACCAUCGACAUUGUGCCCAUCGAGGACGGAGAGAGCUACGCGAUGCGAUUCGUCCCCAAGGUUUGUGGAAAUCCGGAUUUGAACUGGAACAUGAUUCCGCGCAGCAUUGAAUUUUUUUUUCUGACGUGAAUUUUUGAAGUGUUUCUUCAAAAAACAAUUUACCGAAACUAGAAAAUAGAAACUAUGUUAUGGGAUUUGGUAAUCGCUUUCUGAACCAAACAUUCGAAUAAUAAUUUUUUUUUGAAACUAAUGAAUUUUUGAACAAAGAGCAACCAAAAUUGUGAACAAAUUUACAUUUUCGCUCUUCCAGGAAACCGGAAACCACUACAUCCACGUGACGCUCGACGGCGCGCCGAUGCGUGACUCUCCGUUCCGUCUGCGCGUUGGCGGCAAAGAUCUGUGCGAUCCGACGGCGAUUUCGGCCACCGGCGACGGUUUGGUUAAGGGAGUGACGGGCCAGAAGUGCGAGUUUCUCAUCAAUACGGCGAAUGCGGGAGCCGGAAUUCUGACGGUCCAAAUGGACGGUCCCUCGAAGGCCACGCUCGACGCCUACGAGCUCGAGAAGGGCUACAAAGUGAGAUACACUCCGUUGGCGCCCGGAUUCUACUUUGCCAGCAUCAAGUACAAUGGUACGUAGUUUUUUGGGAUUUUUAAAAAUCGCGAUUUUUGUGCAGGAAUCCACGCUCCUGGCUCUCCGUUCAAGAUCCCGGUGGAGGGAAAAGAGCUCGGCGGAAACGGCUACAACGAGACUUCGACGGUGAAAAUCGACGCGGUCGCGAAGACGUCGAAGGGAACCGUGGCCGUCGUGCCCGAAUAUCAGGGAGACGCCACCAAGGUACGCUUUUUUUCCCCCGAUAAUGGCAGGUUUUUUGAAACAGUUUCUAGAAAAAUAAAUGAUAAAAGUCUAAUUUGGAAGCAAUUUCUGGCUGUUCAGGUGACCGCGAAGGGCGCCGGCCUGAACAAGUUCUUCCCGGGCCGACCGGCGGCGUUCCAAAUCGACACAGGACUCGCCGGCACGAACCUUCUGAUGGUCGGCGUCGUGACGACGAAGGGACCGUGCGAGGAGGUGGUCGUGCGCCACCAGGGACAGGGACAUUACGUCUGCUCGUACCGUAUCCCCGACCGGGUCAAGGGAUUCAUCUUCAUCAAGUACGGAGAUAAGGUUCGUUCGCUCUUUAAACGGAAAAGGAUUGAUAAUACAAUGAGCUUAUAAGUACGACCUUUUGAAACCACUGGCGUAAUAUAUAUAUAUAUAUAUAUAUAUAUAUAUAUAUAUAUAUAUAUAUAUAUAUAUAUAUAUAUAUAUAUAUAUAUAUAUAUAUAUAGAAAUGAUAGGCAGCAGUGUUGAGCGGAAUUCGGUUUGCCGUUUUCCGUGAUUUCAAAUUCCACUUCCGCUCAACAUAGCCAAGCAGGAAGAACACUGUUUUCAAAUAACGUUCAGAACUGUCUUUCAAAUAACGUUCAGAACUGUUUUCGAAAGUUAUGAAACUGUAAAAAAUAGCAAAUUGGUUAACGAAUUUCUUUAAAUGUAAUUUUGCAGGAAAUUCCCGGCUCUCCAUUCACCAUCGAGCCAUAA
Molecule: messenger RNA, 17599 nt
Organism: Caenorhabditis sp. 36 PRJEB53466
Lineage: Eukaryota; Metazoa; Nematoda; Chromadorea; Rhabditida; Rhabditidae
Source: the annotation of a GenBank genome assembly